GAACAAGUUGCAGCCGCGUAAGUAACGUCGCGGACCGGGAAGGUGGGAGGGGCCGCCUCACGAACGCAGCCUCCGGGUAAGAACCUCCUGGAGGCGAAAGGAGGUGCCACCCUGCGCUCUCCGGGCGGCCCCGAAAGGCUUGCCCUGGAGACAGCACUCAUCUCCUGGGAAGCAGGCUCUGGGUUCGCUGCCAGAAACGCAAGACCUGGUGGAGAGCCAGAGGGGCGAAGUGGCGGAGGAGCGGAGAGCGCAGCAGGCCCCAGGGGUUCCUCCAGGCUGCAGUUCCGGCGGACGGCCGGGGACCUCUGAGCGCCGCGGGGGACGCCGCCAGGGUAGCGGAGGCGGGGUCGGAGGCUGACCCUCGGACCCCUGCCCCUACACCCGAGGGCCGGCCGGGCCAUGUCCUCAGGCUCGGGCUCCGCAGACCUGCCCCGCACCCUGGGGUCUCGGAAGACCGCCCUGCGAAGCCUCAGCAGCCUCUCGGACCUGGACGGCAGCGCAGCCGCUCAGCGGCGGCCUUGCCGGCCCCCCGGGAUCCCGGGACGCGCGCCGCCGCCGCCGUCCGCACCGUCAGGCUGCGACCCCAGCCUGCGACCCAUCAUCCAGCGGCGGGCGCACUCGCUUCCCAGCUCGCCCGAGCGGCGCCAGAAGGCUGCGGGCGCCCCCGGCGCUGCGUGCCGUCGGGGCUGCAGUCGGCAGCCCCGUGUGCGCUUCGCCGACGCACUGGGCCUGGAGCUGGCCCAAGUCAAGGUGUUCAGCGUGGGCGACGACCCGUCGGUGCCGCUGCACGUGCUGUCGCGGCUCGCCAUCAACUCAGAUCUGUGCUGCAGCAGCCAGGACCUGGAGUUCACGCUGCGGUGCCUGGUGCCCGACUUCCCGCCGCCCAUCGAGGCCGCAGACUUCGGCGAGCGCCUGGGGCGGCAGCUGGUGUGCCUGGAGCGCGUCACCUGCUCGGACCUAGGCGUCAGCGGCACGGUGCGCGUGCGCAAUGUGGCCUUCGAGAAGCAGGUGGCGGUCCGCUACACCUUUUCUGAGUGGCGCAGCUCGCACGAGGCGGUUGCCAGGUGGCGCGGGCCCGCGGGCUCCGAGGGCACGGAGGACGUCUUCGCCUUCGGCUUCCCAGUGCCGCCCUUCCUGCUGGCUCUAGGCUCCCGCGUGCACUUCGCGCUGCGCUACCGUGUGGCCGGCGCCGAGCACUGGGACAACAACAGCGGCCGUGACUACAGCCUCACCUGCCGCAACCACGAGCUGCACAUGCCCCGCGGGGAGUGCGAAGAGAGCUGGAUCCACUUCAUCUGAGCAGCGGGCCCGGGCCCGGCGCUCUGCCCCCUAGCCGCACCUGCGGUGCCUGCCUAGCUGGGCCCUCGGGGAAGAGGCCGCGGCUCUGACCUAUAACCUAUACCCCAUCCCCAAACCUAAGUCUGACCUCAUGUCCUGCUGCACGGUUCCCUGGCGGUGGCCAUCCUGUUGUCUACUCGAAAUAUCUGUGUCGCCUGGUGUAAAAAGUAGCCUCAGGUGGCCAGAGGGCGGUGUGUAACUCGCUGGGGGAGGGGUGCUGGGCUGCGGAUGCCUGGGAGCGACGGGCUCUCUGGGAGGGGCUCUGGCUGGGUUUGGGGGACAGGCCUGCGUGCUCCUGCUAGUAAGGCCUGACGCUUUCGCACGUGUCGUGCCUGGGUCUCCGGGAACAUAGCUAUUAUUUAUUAUCAUUGUGACACUGGGACUUUGACUCCUAACGGAUGCCUUCUCGGGAACAUCCUGGAUUUAAUAAGCUAAAAAAAAAAUCGGUCUUGCGUAUCUGCGCCCCAGCGUGACCCCCUUCGAGGCCCCUGGAGGCUUUCCUGCUCUGGGACGAGGAAAACUUGAGACCACGCAUGCUGCCAGUGUCUGGGGACCUCUCACGGUGGGAAACUAUUAAUAGGCAGGAAAUUUAUGCCUCAUCAGUCAUCACACAACCAUUCCGAGGCCUCCAGCCUGCCCUGGUUAGGCGGUGUGCCCCCUGCGUCGCAGCCGAGGAGGAGGGAGAAGCUUAAGCCUUUACUUCUCUGCAGCGUCUCUUCUCGCUUCCUGUGUCCCUCUGGCGCGGGCUGGAUGACAUGUGUCUGCAUGGCACCGGGCCACUCUGGUUCGGUUUGGAACUGCCUAAACGUGGUGAGGAACUCUGCCUCAAGUGAUUCAAAUUCCCAGGCGACUCUAUGGACUCUCAGGCAACCGUGUCCUUUUCAAUUACCUUUUUAUGAUUCAGAUGACUUCUUGUGUCUCCUUCAGUGUCAGGGGGUCCCAGCCAGCACCUUUCAGCAGUCACGGCACCACGUAGAUGUAGGUGUUUUCAGCAACAGCCGGAGAGCACUAAGGAAAGAGAAAUCACAAGUAUUUAUUCUUUUUAAUGGUUUUAAAUUGCACUCAUACACGCCUGGUUUUCUCGGCUACCUGCCAACUUUAUUUGUGACUUCAGGUCAGGGAGUUUCUAACGUGGUCUGGAUUGCCUUCCCAGCUUUAAAGUGCUAAAUGCUUUUCCUUUGUAAAGAAAAAAUUGCCAACCGAGAAGCCGAGGCCAUUGUCCUCUGCAGAGAGCUACAGCGACUUCGAACCGCUGGCAAAGGGCGGGUGCUUUCCCUGGGGGCCCAGCGGUGGUUUUCUCCGACAGCAGGUGCUGGUGCUGAUGUGGGGAAACCCAGUCCCGGGGGCAAGGCCUGCAGCUGGUGAGGUUCCGCGAUGAUACCGCUGGAGCCAGCGUACAGUUUUGUGACAGCUGUCACCAAUGAGUUAACUCUAAAUUUUCCAACGCUUGUUGACAUUUCUUCAAUCGGUGUGAGAAGGAUGCGUUCUGCCUUUUGACCAAGUUGUUUUUUGCGAUGGCGACUUUUGUGUCUUUGAAAGUCCAAGGAGGAAGCUUUCUGACCUGGAGGGAGUGCCCUCCGAUGUAAGAACUCGGAAUUUUGAUUCCAAGUACCGUGAUGGAGGUGAGCAGCCUUCGGCUGUCAGCUCAGGGCACCGCAUUGACAUGCAAGAGAGAGGCAGGCCUGCUUGCAUUUCCUGUUGUGUGACGAGCUGUCCAAUUAGGUCAGCACGCCUGUGAGAGCCCUGGACACUAUGCCCUUGGCCCCGGCCCAGGGUGCAAAAUAAUUACCCUGAGUAUUCACACGCAGAGCUUAGAGCUGCCAAAGUACUGCUGUAUAAAGGAAGGCACGUAGAGAAUCUUACAAUCCAUGACAAUCUGUGUGAAAGUCACUUACCAGAAAGGUUCUGCUCGCGGGGUAUAAAGUAAACAUUGUAUCAUCAGUAUUAAGAGAACCUCGGGGUGCCUUU
Messenger RNA from Phyllostomus discolor (pale spear-nosed bat), 3306 nucleotides. It is a transcript of the gene PPP1R3D, whose product is annotated as protein phosphatase 1 regulatory subunit 3D. The record is from RefSeq and is a predicted model, not a curated record. Bases 400 to 1299 code for a protein of 299 amino acids. Gene Ontology annotation, biological process: regulation of glycogen biosynthetic process. Gene Ontology annotation, molecular function: glycogen binding; protein phosphatase 1 binding. The transcript has a single exon. Gene Ontology annotation, cellular component: protein phosphatase type 1 complex. Lineage: Eukaryota; Metazoa; Chordata; Mammalia; Chiroptera; Phyllostomidae.